UUUUAUUCAUUUAUUUGUUGUCGUCAUCAGCUCUGUAGCAUGUUUGUUUUUAUUCAUUUAUUUGUUGUCGUCAUCAGCUCUGUAGCAUGUUUGUUUUUAUUUAUUUGUUGUCGUCAUCAGCUCUGUAUCAUGUUUGUUGUUUUUAUUCAUUUGUUUUUGUCGUCAUCAGCUCUGUCAUGUUUGUUGUUUUUAUUUAUUUGUUGUCGUCAUCAGCUCUGUAUCAUGUUUGUUGUUUUUAUUCAUUUAUUCGUUUGUUGUCAUCAUCAGCUCUGUAUCAUGUUUGUUGUUUUUAUUCAUUUAUUCGUUUGUUGUCAUCAUCAGCUCUGUAUCAUGUUUGUUGUUUUUAUUCGUUUGUUGUCGUCAUCAGCUCUGUAUCAUGUUUGUUUUUAUUCGUUUGUUGUCGUCAUCAGCUCUGUAUCAUGUUUGUUGUUUUUAUUCGUUUGUUGUCGUCAUCAGCUCUGUAUCAUGUUUGUUUUUAUUCGUUUGUUGUCGUCAUCAGCUCUGUAUCAUGUUUGUUGUUUUUAUUCAUUUGUUGUCGUCAUCAGCUCUGUAUCAUGUUUGUUGUUUUUCUUCAUUUAUUUGUUUGUCAUCAUCAGCUCUGUAUCAUGUUUGUUUUUAUUCGUUUCUUGUCGUCAUCAGCUCUGUAUCAUGUUUGUUUUUAUUCAUUUGUUGUCGUCAUCAGCUCUGUAUCAUGUUUGUUUUUAUUCAUUUGUUGUCGUCAUCAGCUCUGUAUCAUGUUUGUUGUUUUUAUUGAUUUGUUGUCGUCAUCAGCUCUGUAUCAUGUUUGUUGUUUUUAUUUAUUUGUUGUCGUCAUCAGCUCUGUAUCAUGUUUGUUGUUUUUAUUCAUUUGUUGUCGUCAUCAGCUCUGUAUCAUGUUUGUUUUUUUUCUUCAUUUAUUUGUUUGUUGUCAUCAUCAGCUCUGUAUCAUGUUUGUUUUUAUUCGUUUGUUGUCGUCAUCAGCUCUGUAUCAUUUUUUUUGUUUUUAUUCAUUUGUUGUCGUCAUCAGCUCUGUAUCAUGUUUGUUGUUUUUAUUCAUUUGUUUGUUGUCGUCAUUAGCUCUGUAGCAUGUUUGUUUUUAUUCAUUUAUUUGUUGUCGUCAUCAGCUCUGUAGCAUGUUUGUUUUUAUUUAUUUGUUGUCGUCAUCAGCU
This is a messenger RNA of Thalassophryne amazonica, 1148 nucleotides long. Its product is annotated as NADH-ubiquinone oxidoreductase chain 5-like. The record is from RefSeq and is a predicted model, not a curated record. The transcript is spliced from 2 exons. The coding region runs from base 87 to 1064 and encodes 325 amino acids. NCBI's taxonomy places the organism in Eukaryota, Metazoa, Chordata, Actinopteri, Batrachoidiformes, Batrachoididae.